Durusdinium trenchii is the source of this 1003-nucleotide messenger RNA. Lineage: Eukaryota; Dinophyceae; Suessiales; Symbiodiniaceae. The record is from the annotation of a GenBank genome assembly.
UUUGUUCUUGUUCGACCUCAGUCGAAGCUUUGCGCGGAAUUUGCACUUUGAAUUCGCUUCGUUUUGUCAAAACCAUGCCGAUGAUCAUCGAGGAGAUGGACGAGGAGCCCAUGAGCACGGCCUUUGCCUUCCAUUAUCUAGCUGAUGCCCAGUUCAGCUCCUUUCAGAACCCCGAGAUACAGCCCUUCUUUGAGAAGUGGGGUUUUGGCGCUGACAUGGCCAUGUGCACCUUCAGGGUCGAGCAAAAGGUGACGUCUGAGAGUUUCCAAGAGAUGCUGGAUGCCUUCUUCAAAGACAGGGAGGUCUUGUCCGUCUUGCAUGCGAGCACCGGCGUCCGAGUGAUCAGCCCAUCCAAAGUGGCCGUCCAAUGGCAGCCGAUGAGCACCAAGGUAGUGAGUAUGUCCUUCUUCAACAAGCUGGAAGACGCAGGUUGUAUCAGCAGCUCAGGCCACAUCCGAGGGCGUUUGGAGGAAGAUUGGGAAGAUGUGCCUAUUGUCAAUAUGAUCCGCGAGGCCAUGCUGAUGGAGGAGAGUGAACUCUACGAGACCUUCUCUCCGGAGGACCGCCGCGAGUUUUUGUUCCGCAUUUUUCAGCACCUGGUCUUUGGUGGCGCAUCGAACCAGUACGAAGAUCACGUUGAGGACUACUUCAAGGCCACCAAGGCUGUCUAUAAGGACCUCCUUUCAGUCCGUCGCAAUGACACGGGCGACGUGGAGGUGCUUUCGACGGUGGCAUCCGUGGAGUCGCUGAGCGAUGGGGGCGUUUUGUACCGGAAGGACAGCUUGCUGAACUUUUGCUACGUGAUUCACGACCCUGUUGUGAGGCAUGUCAAAGUUUGGUAUUUCGGCUUCCGAGCUUUGUGGUAAAAGAAACCACAAUCGAAUACGAAAUGAAAAAGACAAUAAUUCAUAUAAUAAUUCAGAUACAUAGAUAAUAUUAUUGCAUCAAACGGUAUUCCUUCAACAGAUAUCUAACGUUAUAAGGUCGAAUAUUUUAAUUUGUC